Molecule: messenger RNA, 1475 nt
Organism: Suillus fuscotomentosus
Lineage: Eukaryota; Fungi; Basidiomycota; Agaricomycetes; Boletales; Suillaceae
Exons: 6
Coding region: 211-1140 (309 amino acids)
Source: RefSeq, a predicted model, not a curated record
CUUGAACUUUCGCGCUUUGGACAAGGCAACAGCUUUAUUUCUGUAGCUUAGUUUGUGUGUAAGCUAAGCCAAAGCUACCAGUGCCAAUCUAGUUAUAAACAGUCCACCUCUACUUUGAGGCUCUCAACACGACGGGGUAUCUCUGGUGCUUAUUACAGUCCUUAAUUAACUCAUCAUCCCUGUCCUCGAGCACAGUCAACAUCAUCCAACAUGCUUACGCAUCGUGGAUUCUCCGCAUGUAUAAUCUCUGAGGGCAAACCGAUCCCCGAGUAUCUUGCUGCUGUUGUUGGCGAAAACCCAAAGACAAUCUCGUGUUGGAUCCCGAGUGAGGCGGGAAAGACUUUUACAGUAUACUGGAGAGAUGAAGGGACAAAAAUGCAUUCAUGCGCAUUUAUUACACUUGACGGAUUCGUAGUUCCUGGUCGGUUCUUGUUCGGCGAAGGGGAGACUUGGAGGAAUGGCGUAAGGUCAGGUCCGCAUACAGAAAGGCCCUUCAUGUUUGCACAGAGGUCAAGCUCGGGUGCAAGUGAGCAAAGCAUGAAGGACGCUGGCUCUAUCAUGCUCAAGAUUCGACUUGUCACACUGGAUGGGUCGAAGGCAGCAAAUCCACUGCAGAAUAUCCCAGAUUUGAACUCGCAAAGUCACCUAGGCGAUCAUUGUAUUGGGUACGGCCAGGAGAUGAACACGUACAAGCAGUCACCCAUAACGUGGAAGGUGAAGGCGUCCGACCAGGGCAGUAACAGGUCACACGUUACCUUUCUGUUCCGGUACAGGUCUCCCGAGUGGCUGAUGGCGCAAGGAAUAAUGCCCACUGAGCUGCAUGUGCCAAAAAAUCAUCCUGCGAAGCGACGGGUCGCCAGCGCACCUGUUGCACAUUCGGUGAACGCGCCGAUUACCCCAAGCCCAAGUGCUUCCAACUCGAAAAAAGCUGAACCGUAUGAGCGACUCGUGAGUAUAGCUGUUUCGUCAUACCAUCCAAUUCACGUAUUCGUUUAUCAUGUAGAAUGCAGAACCAAAGAAUACCUUAUAUCCAGAACAAGGUCGAAUGAGGCCUGCACUCAGUGCCAGGACCGUGAGCGUCGGGGGCCGAGUUCGGCCCAACAAAUUUGCAGGGGAAAUGCUACUCGACUUUCAAGUUAAUCCUCAACUCGAUCCAAGUAGGUUUACGCAAGGCCCAUCCAGUGCGUCUCAAGAGUCGGACAGCACGGUAGGAAAUUCAACGGAGCCGGGCGAUGAGGGCCAGGAAGAUAUAAUUUAGAGAGAGCACAUUAUUUUGUUCUGUUGUUUGUUUCGACGCGCUGUCUGGUAUCUGUAGAACCAUCUCUUGAAGAAUAUGAUCAUUAGGGUGUUACAGCCUCGUGGAAAUAUGGUACGGAGGGCGUUUCAUUGUGAAUUACUGAACGACAGAGGAAGGGUUACUGCAACGACCUGUGUUCACAGCAAGGGCUAUGGCGCAAUGACAGACAAUGGCAAAG